AUGAUUGCAGCUUCUGGUUUAUCACACGAGCAUUCGCGACCUCGAGAAUCUCCAUUUCGAUCUGACUCAAGAAGCCGACCGCGCGAAGUUCCAUCCCAGGCAGCUUACUCGCCUGCUAAUUCCGCAACAUCAUACCGAUCUUCGACAUCGAGUGCGACACCCUCUAAACGAUCUUGGGAAUCAACAGAAGCCGGAACUGAGCAGAAACAUAUUUCGUCUACCGGGGGUGCCUCUCGAUUUCCUACGCCGCCCGAUUCUUCUUCGCCGAACCCCGCUUCUGAACGCGUAAGAGCACAGGAUGCGAGUCCCUCGUCGUCAUCAGAAUACAUGGCAUCGGAAACCCAGACGACUGCACCAGCAGCAAUCCCUACACCUGGUAGCUCUACACCGACGCCGACCCAGCAACAACCCUCUCCAGAAUCAGACACAUACACGUCGCCGACCCCGCGGGUUCACGCUGACGACGCCCCACCCCCACAAGAAGGACACAUCAUCUACGUGCGCGACCUGGCGCACAUCCAGAGCCUUGCUCGUGCCGAUCUGAUGAACGGUGGAAAUGGCCCGGGCAUACUAAACGAUCCACCGCUCCAGGCAAUGAAGUAUGAAAUUAGCCAAAUGCCCAUAGGUGAUAUUAUCGAAAUGGUCGCUGCUCUCUUAACAAAGAUUACAACUACCAAUGACCUUCAACACGAUGCUUUGCAUAGGAAUGCAACACACCAGCAGACGGCAGCCACCCACAACAGUGAAGGAACCUCGAUGAGCCCUCUCAGCAGCUCCGUCCUUGCGUUCCAUGGGAAAAACGUUCCCGCAAUCACGAUUUUAAGUUAUCUAAGUAGGAUUCAUAAGUACUGUCCGACUACCUACGAGGUCUUCCUGAGUCUUUUGGUUUACUUUGAUCGGAUGACGGAACGGGUCAACACUAUGGUAAUGGAGGCUGAGGCAACACGAAGGCAAUCUCACUCUCAGCAGCCUCGCGUCUCGGUGGCAGAGACGCAGGUUGAUCAGACACCCGACAGUGAAAUGCGAGAUGAGGAUAGCGAUGGCGACGAAACCGAAUCUGACCUUGUCGACAAUGACACUGACGAGAAAGCCAAAGUAAAGAGGCCUAGGGAAAAGAGAGUCCGGGAACCGCAACCGCCUCCGUCUGCCGCCCCAGCCACUUAUUUUGUUGUGGAUAGCUUCAACAUACAUCGAUUGAUAAUCGCAGGUGUCACCUGUGCGAGUAAAUUCUUCUCGGAUGUAUUUUACACCAAUUCGAGAUAUGCCAAGGUUGGUGGUUUGCCAUUAGCUGAGCUCAAUUAUCUUGAGCUUCAGUUCCUGUUAUUGAACGAUUUCCGCCUCGCGGUACCUGUCGAAGAUCUAGAAGCAUACGCUACGAUGUUGGUCGAAUUCUAUGCGCGGGAAGUGGUUGCACAACGUUCUCGACCCCUCAGCGGGACCGAAUGA
Molecule: messenger RNA, 1446 nt
Organism: Annulohypoxylon maeteangense
Lineage: Eukaryota; Fungi; Ascomycota; Sordariomycetes; Xylariales; Hypoxylaceae
Product: cyclin-domain-containing protein
Exons: 2
Coding region: 1-1446 (481 amino acids)
Biological process (GO): regulation of cyclin-dependent protein serine/threonine kinase activity
Cellular component (GO): nucleus; cyclin-dependent protein kinase holoenzyme complex
Molecular function (GO): protein kinase binding; cyclin-dependent protein serine/threonine kinase regulator activity
Source: RefSeq, a predicted model, not a curated record